UAAAUCGGGUUGUAAUACGUAAUGAGGUUGUAAUAUAGUUUAAUUUUUAUUUAUUAUCUUAUUUUAUUGUGAACCUAUUGUGUCCCACUGCUGGGCAAAGACCUCGCCCCUCUUUCUUCAUUUGUCCUGGUUUUGAGCCCCGUCUGGCCGGUCUCUCAAAAAGGAGUCCAAGUUAUCCCGCCAUCGCCAACGAGGUCUACCAGAUACCCGGUUUGACUCGUGGGACACCCAAUUUACCUAUAAUACUUGUUUAGUUCCUCAAAAACAUGUCCCUCCACGAAUUACGAGCUAUGGGACAUAUCUUUGAAUAAGUUGUGGGCACCCAUAUUUUCAUACUUAACUGUACACAGUCAUUUGCAAACAUAAUAUAUCUUACACAAAAAGCGCGCAAAAACAUACGUUUUUAAGGUUGUAUAUAAAACUAAAAUAUUUUCGUGGGCAUAUUUCAGUCAAAUAUUUUCCCUGUACAAGAUAUUAUUGCAGGUAAGUAUACAGGUCCAUCUUUUAAUAAACCAUCCCGCCGGCGCGCCUCGCACAAAACAUACACCAGUAUCAUUUGACAAUUUGUGAGCAAUCAGUGCAUUGUCGCCGCUCUUUAUUCAACGGCAAAUAAUACAUGGAAAAUUGUCAUUCCUAUUGUACACCCGCCAUUGUUGGUCUAAUGACAGCGUUCAGCUCACAGUACGGGCCUGGCCGGCUGAGCGGCGGCAAUUUCGGCCAACUUAAAACACCAAUUUAGUGUAAACCAAAUUAGAGCGCGAAAUGCCUCAAGCCAAUUCAAAAUAGUGAUUAAAUACUAUGGCGUACCCGAUAGAAACAUCUGCUUUGACCAAACCAGUGCAAAAACUUUCGCGAAAUCCUAAUCCUUAUCACAUUAAACGGCCUAUGAACGCCUUCAUGGUCUGGUCCAGGCUGCAAAGAAAGAAGAUAUCAUUAUUAAACCCGAAGCUUCACAAUUCUGAGAUCUCCAAGCGGCUUGGCUUAGAAUGGAAGAGCUUGAAUGAGACUGAGAAAAGACCGUUCAUUGAUGAAGCGAAGCGACUCCGUAUCAAGCAUAUGCAGGAUUAUCCGGACUACAAGUAUCGCCCGCGAAGGAAAAACCGACCAGACAUAACUGUCUUCAACCCUAUGUACAGGGAACCCAUUCCUGAAGAACCGCGUCCAGAACAGACUUAUCAAAUCCCAUUAAGCUACUCUGAUCAGAUAAUGUACAACAAUAUGAUAAGCUACACGGUCCCGACUGUGCCGCAGGCCUCGUACAUCCCAGCGAGGCCUAAGGAAGAAGCGCUACCGAGUUUGGACUUACGGCCUCUACCGUCGAUCGAGAGCAUAUCACCAAGGCCGUUCGCCCUCGUCAAUCAGCAGAUGAUGGUGAAGGCGUAUCAGGAUCUGCACUACGUAUCCGACGAUAUUACGAGGAUAUCCUACCACUAUCCUUUCGGUGUCCAGUAGGGUUGAGAAGAUGGAUGGAGUAUCGGAAUUUUGUUACCAUAUUUUUUUGCUAAGAUUCUUCAAAUACAAGAAGCGUUGUAGAAUGAUAUUGCGUUGCAAUGUAAUCAAAGAGCGGAGGAUAGUGCAUAUAUUUACCCAAGAAUAUGUACUAACAUAGUAAUACAAGAGCCAAUGCCUGCUAGAGCCGAUAUUUUGCUAAAGGAGAUAAAUUACCCUCCCUGAUUCGUAAGAAACACGUUAUUUUUGGCUCGCUAGAGUUUAUUCAUGUGCCAGGUGUAUUGGAGCAAACGAACAGUCCAAUAAGUAGAGAGUAUAGUUGAGCCGAGUCGUCAAGUAACACCCUGCUAUUACCAAGUAACAUAAAACAUAAUACAUAUUAUAUUUCAGCUGCUCUUCAUGUGACAAAGUAUGUAUAAAGGAGCCCACUGAUUAACAGUCCGCCGGACGGUAUAGGCCUGUCAGUUGCUUUACUAUUGCGGCAUCGUUGUUACCGCUGCUGUAUAUUUAAAUAAAAUAAAUAAAUAAAUAUUAUAGGACAUUAUUACACAAAUUGACUAAGUCCCACAGUAAGCUCAAUAAGGCUUGUGUUGAGGGUACUUAGACAACGAUAUAUAUAAUUUAUAAAUAUUUAUAAAUACUUAAAUACAUAGAAAACAUCCAUGACUCAGGAACAAAUAUCCAUGCUCAUCACACGAAUACAUGCCCUUACCAGGAUUUGAACCCGGGACCAUCAGCUUCGUAGGCAGGGUCACUACCCACUAGGCCCAACCAGUCGUCAAAUAUAAUAUUUUCCUUGUUAAAAUGAGUGACGGAAUGAACCUCAUAUCCGCGGCGGUGAUGCGGCGGCGAACGUCACUCAUGUCAUCAAAGAAAUUAACAGAUACAGCGGUGGCAACAACGACGCCGCAACAGACACUGCAUUAGCAGCUGAAGUUGACAUCCGAACGGCACCUAUAACGACAUCUUAUCUGCGAUGGCGGGAUUCCACUCCAAACUGUACAAAUAGAACCAUAAUGUUGAUGUAUUGUUUAACAAUUGCUUUACCAGCUCUGCUCAUCAAAGUGUGGUCAAAUAAUAACACAAAAGGAUCAGUACCCCUAGUGUAAAUAAAUUCGAUUUUGAAACGUGACGUACGCGUUUGCGUUUAGUCUCAUUUUGUAUUGGAUUUAGAAAGAGCGCGCCAAGCGGGACGUUUUGGAAACUCAAAAUCCUAUACAAAAUGAGACUUAACGCAAACGCGUUCGUCACGUUAUGAUGUCGAUCAAAUUUACACUAGAGGUA
Molecule: messenger RNA, 2733 nt
Organism: Cydia pomonella (codling moth)
Lineage: Eukaryota; Metazoa; Arthropoda; Insecta; Lepidoptera; Tortricidae
Gene: SoxB3
Product: transcription factor sox-3-like
Exons: 1
Coding region: 799-1452 (217 amino acids)
Biological process (GO): anatomical structure morphogenesis; regulation of DNA-templated transcription; cell differentiation
Molecular function (GO): RNA polymerase II cis-regulatory region sequence-specific DNA binding; DNA-binding transcription factor activity, RNA polymerase II-specific
Source: RefSeq, a predicted model, not a curated record